AUGGCUGCCUCCGCACACAGCAGCUGCAUGUGGAUGUUAGUCGUGGGAGCGUGCGUCUCACUGGUAGUCGGAGCGGACUGUGGGAAGGAGUGUGCACUGUGUGUGUACCAGCUGCUUGGACAGCAGUCUUCUUUCUCUUCCAUGACAUGCUCACUUGAGUGCAAUGGUGGGUUGGACAGCCAGAAGCUUCGCUUGUGCCGGGACUUCCUAUUGGAGGAGGAAAACCACAUUCCUCUGGAUGCCGACCCACGUCAACAGCGGGAGCAGGAAGCAGCCGGUGCCAUGAUGGAUGACACUGAGGAUGCAACAUCUCCAGAACACCAGCUGGCCAAGAAGUAUGGGGGCUUCAUGAAACGCUAUGGAGGUUUCAUGUCUCGCCGGUCCUCUUUGCCAGAGGGGGCACUCGAGACUGCUGGUAACAAGGAUGAGGAAGAAAAAAUUCGCCUAGAGAUCCUUAAGUUCCUUAAUGCAGCAGUCGAGCACGGCAGUGAGGGGGAUGGUCAGGGCGUUGAGGCAAUUAAGAGGUAUGGAGGCUUCAUGCGGCGGGCUGCAGGAGGGGUAGAGCAGAGUGACCUGCUGGAGGCAGUGUUAGGCCGUGGGCUCAAGAAGCGCUAUGGAGGUUUCAUGAGACGUGUGGGCAGGCCUGAGUGGUUGGUGGACAGCAGCAAGAGUGGGGGGGUGUUGAAACGGGCCUGGGAGAACGGCAGUGAGCAACAGAAGAGGUACGGGGGUUUCAUGGACUAG
Molecule: messenger RNA, 744 nt
Organism: Limanda limanda (common dab)
Lineage: Eukaryota; Metazoa; Chordata; Actinopteri; Pleuronectiformes; Pleuronectidae
Gene: penka
Product: proenkephalin a
Exons: 2
Coding region: 1-744 (247 amino acids)
Biological process (GO): sensory perception; neuropeptide signaling pathway; chemical synaptic transmission
Cellular component (GO): neuronal cell body; plasma membrane; axon terminus
Molecular function (GO): opioid receptor binding
Source: RefSeq, a predicted model, not a curated record